UAGGGACAAAGGACUGUACUGGGGGCGCGGCUGUUUUUGCAGCAAGAAGUGGUGGCGAGAUGUAGGACCUCUGAUGCAGGCGAGCAGCUCUAUGUGCCUCUGUGCCCGUGCAAGGAGCCUGUUUGUGAGGAUCUGCAUGCACGCACGUGUGCGAGACGCUGCCUGUAAGCCUGUGCAAGGCGAGGGGCUGUGUGCAGAGGUGUGCACUCCUCUCCAGGCGUGCAAACAGGUGACUGUACGCGCGCGCGAGACGAUCCUCCACCCGGUGUGCCAGCAGGGUACCUCGCCAGCUCUCCGCGCACGUACCAGCCUGUGCACGCGCCUUUGUGAAUCAGUCCGAGAGCGAUGGGGAGAAGGGGACCGGGCAAGGCACCAGCAUCCUUCCAGACUGGGAAGGGAUGACUGGUUUCCAGGCAACCACGAGAGAGGGGAAACCAUGGUGCCAGAGAGUUGGCAUGGCAACAAAAGGUCUCCUCUCCAGGGAAGGUUAGGCGGUACACACGGGGUAACAGGUGUUGAGUGUGUUCUGCUCUGCCAAGUGAACCACAACGGCUGCUUGUCAGCGUUGGAGGUCAAGAUACCAGCGGGCAAGUUUGUGCUCAUGCCGGUGCUGCUCCAGAGCCCCCUCCUGCUGCAGAAGCCAUCCUGGCCGCGCCGCCGACCGGCCCUCUCCCCCGCACCGUUCCUGACACGCGUCGGAUGCUGCGACCACAGCCUGGUGCUGGUGUGCGUUCAUUUGUCAGUUCCCAGGAAAACAGGAAAGAAAGAAACCAACGCUGGCAUUUCAAGAAAAGCUUUCACGCUGCCUGGCACCGAGGUCAGGGACAGGCCACGGAGUCGCUGCUUUCAGCUGCAACCUCAAAUCCUGCCUGUAUUCAUCGUAGGUGGGGGUGAGCACUUGGUGGCCAGCGUCACACGAGUUUGUUUGGUCGCAGCCACGCUGGCAGCAGCAGGCAUUGCCAUGGCAGGAACGGACGACCCAGUCAGCAGCGGCAACAGGGAGGCCGAGGAGCCGGCGCUGCUCUCUGCAAGCGGGGCAGGUUGGCUCUGCUGCCCUGGGCAGGGACAGGCAGCAGGAGCCCAUGGGACGCGGUGCCCAAAGCACUGUCUCCCUUUCCUGGUCUCCCCCCAUCUCUUUCCUGGUCUCCGCUCUCCCAGCAUUACCUCCAUCAGCUCUUUUUCUUUUUGCCUCGGAUUAAAAAGAACAACAUCUUGUUGCUCAAACACUUGAGAACGGAGGUGACAUGGACUCCAAUUUCCUGUCCUCUGCAAAGGCCUGGCAUUUUCCUCAGAAAUGACACAGCUUAAAAUGCCAACAAAAUGGUCCAGCCAGCUUCAAAAAGCAGCAAUCACUCCUAAUUGGGUUAGAAAUUUCAACCCCCAGGAAAACGUUACCUUCCCUUCUUCUGGCUCAGUGCAAAGACUGCUGGGUGCCGGUGUUAGAAGUAAAUUAAACGUGUAUUAGGAAUUUGAAACUAUUUAUCUGCUUCAGAAAGGCCAUUUCUGGUGCCCAGAGGGACAAUCAUUUCCUGGAAGGUGAAAUCCCUGUUAGAGACAUAAUUUUUUGUGCACUGAAGCUGCACUGCUGGCAGGAUGUCAUUUCCACAAGAUCGGCUCUUGCUAGGUUCCACUUUGGGCUUGAUUGUCUUUUU
Molecule: messenger RNA, 1652 nt
Organism: Alligator sinensis (Chinese alligator)
Lineage: Eukaryota; Metazoa; Chordata; Crocodylia; Alligatoridae
Exons: 4
Coding region: 74-1231 (385 amino acids)
Source: RefSeq, a predicted model, not a curated record